AUGGAUAACCAUGAAUCAUAUUUAAGUCUAGAAGCUCUCGAUUGCGCCAAAAAUGCGGGAGUGCAUAUUUUGACUCUUCAUCCUCACACACCUGCAAAGUUGCAGCCCCUAGACGUUAGUAUCUAUGGUCCAUUCAAAACAUAUUACAACGCUGCCAUUGACUCCUGGCUGUUGCGAAAUCCGGGUAAACCCGUUACAAUUUAUGAUUUAGGCGAAAUAAUCGGAUCUUCCUUUCAAAAGGCAAUGACGCCAAGAAAUAUAACAAACGCCUUUGCAAAGUGUGGUAUUUAUCCAUUCGACCGACACAUUUUCACAGAAGAAGACUUUCUUCCUAGUUCGGUAACUGAUCGUCCUUGUCCAGAAGAUCUACAGGGUAAAGGUAAUUCAACACCAGACUCUAUAAGUAUUCUCGAAGAGUGUGGUCUCGAAGCUAUUGUAGAAGCACCUGAAUCAAAUGUUAUUACGCAACCUGAUUUAAAUAUGUCACCUCCCAUUAAAAGUCCUGAAAAAGUCGCUUUAAACAUGGCUGAUGAUGCAAAAGAAAUAUCUGAACCAAUUUUUGAUCAGUCUGCUCACUUUUCUGGACAAUGCACAUCUCAGAAUAAAUCGGUCAAUUCUCCAGAUUCUUUUAAUAGAAACACACCACCAAAGUCAGCCAAAGAACCGUCUUUCAAAUCGCCUUUUGAUUUUCGAAAUCCUAUAAAAGCUGGUCCAAGAAAAACUAACAGGAAACGAAGGAAGCCUGGACGUAGUCUAAUACUUACCGACACGCCAGAGAAAACUUUGAUAGAGCAAGAAAAAAAUGCGGUUAAAAGAAAGACCGAGGCAAAGAAAAGUAAAAUUAUACGCACGAUAUUAGAUAGCGACGACGAAAAAGAAAGCCUUGAUAAAGUUCAAUUUGCAGAAUCCGAUGAUGACGAUGGAUGGCUUGAAUCACCAGAAGAGGAUCAAGAUGAUAAUGUGAAUAUUCUAACAGAAAAAGACCUAAAGAAUCCAUUACCUCAUCCACCCAAGGAAGGAGAAUAUGUUAUAAUUGAAUUGACAACUAAAAAGCAAAGGUCAUUAUAUAUUGGGAACGUAAUAAAAGAAAGAAACAAUGAGCUUGAAUACUACGCAUCAUUUUUGAAACGCAAGCCUGGUACUUAUAAGUUCCAUAUGCCUGCUAAACCUGAUCUUUCCCUUGUGAAGGAGAAUGAUUUAAAAUAUAUUCUUCCAAAGCCUACAUUAGUUGGUACGUCUUCUAGACCAUUCUACAAUUUCUCGAUUGAUUUUACUCGUCUUAUCAUUUAUUAG
Molecule: messenger RNA, 1293 nt
Organism: Danaus chrysippus (African queen)
Lineage: Eukaryota; Metazoa; Arthropoda; Insecta; Lepidoptera; Nymphalidae
Source: the annotation of a GenBank genome assembly